UUGGUCUCGUCUAACAAAUAUCACUUUUCCUAUCCACUGUCACUCUUUCAGCUCGGCUUCUCCAAGAGACAAUAACCUGUGAUACGGCUGAGAGAGAGCGUGUGCGCAUCAUGGACGUUCUUAUGCCCUCCAUGUUAGCAGACGAUCCACACCUAAUGCCUGAGCCGGCGAUGCAGAUCUUCGAGCAGCCCAAGCAGAGGGGCAUGCGCUUCAGGUACAAGUGUGAGGGUCGCUCGGCCGGAAGCAUCCCCGGCGAGAAGAGCUCCGACAACAACAGGACCUACCCCAGUCUGCAGAUCCUGAAUUACUGCGGUAAAGGGAAAGUACGUGUUUACUUGGUGACCAAGAACGAGCCGUACCGACCGCAUCCACACGACCUGGUGGGGAAGGACUGUAAAGACGGAUUCUAUGAGGCCGAGUUUGGUCCAGACCGCAGAGUGAUCGCUUUCCAGAAUCUGGGUAUCCAGUGUGUGAGAAGGAGGGAAGUGAAAGAUGCGAUCGUACAGAGGAUUACCAGAGGGAUCAACCCCUUCAAUGUGCCACGUGAGCAGCUGCUGCAGACAGAGGAGUACGACUUGAACGUGGUUCGCCUGUGUAUCCAGGUUUUCCUGCAGGACGAGAACGGCCACUACACCCGACCGCUCAACCCCAUCGUCACCAACCCCAUCUAUGACAACAGGGCCCCAAACACAGCCGAGCUGAGGAUCUGUCGCGUCAACAGGAACAGUGGCAGUGUUAAGGGAGGGGAUGAGAUCUUCUUACUGUGUGACAAAGUACAGAAAGAUGACAUUGAGGUGCGAUUCUUCUCCUCUGACGGCUGGGAGGCCAAAGGCUCCUUCUCCCAGGCCGAUGUUCAUCGCCAAGUAGCCAUUGUCUUCAAGACUCCGUCCUACUAUAACACCUCCAUAACAGAGUCAGUCACUGUGCAAAUGCAGUUGCGGCGACCUUCUGAUCAGGAAGUCAGUGAACCGAUGGAUUUCAGAUAUCUGCCUGACGACAAAGAUCCUUACGGCUACAAUGAGAAGAAGCGCAGAAGAGAGAACUUGAUGAGGAUAUCAGGAUUGUCAGGUGGUACUUUUGCUGGUCUGGCUAUGAACAGGCCAAAGGCGGUGCCACAGAGUACCAUGAGUCACAUGCGGAAAGACCUCAGCAACAUGUACCUGAGGCAACAGCCAACAUCUACGAUGCAGCAACAACCUACUGCAUUCAACCAGCCCUACCAACCAGGCCCUCAGAAUGUAAUGAUGACAUCACAGGCUCCUAAUGUACCAGUCAGUCAUUCAUGGGCAAAUCCCAACCCAGCACUCUCAAUGAAUACAGUCACCAUCAACCCAUCUGGUGUCAUGAGCAAUCUGUCACGUCCUAAUAGCAGCAGACAACAGCAGUCAAACCGUGGACCUGGUUACUCCCACAGAGUGGAGCACAACAGCUUUGAGAAUAACACCCUCCCUCAGCUCUCCAUGAGGGACUUGCAGUGCUUGGAUACAGUCCCCCAGGCCCCUGGAAUGAGCCAGUCAGAGUCCCAGCCGCUCUUUCACCUGCAGCACCAAAGGGGGGAGCUCACCUCUGAGACCCGGGCCCAGAACCAUCUUGGCAACCAGAACCAGGGUCUCCAGAGUGUGUGGCCCAAUUUCAAUUCCCCCAAUCCAGUCCAGAACACCUUUAAUGGGUCAGUACCUGGAGGUGGAGGGGGGUCACAGGGGCUGGGAUCUUUCCCCUUCCUACAGGGAAUGGAAGGGGAAGAUUUUCUGAAGACCCUGGUGGGAGAAGGGUCUCAGACUGGCUUCCAGCUGAAGCAGGAGCCCCAGAACACAGUGGGAGAGACCCAUGCUUCUCUCAUGCAAUCCCCAAGGGAAAGCCAAGGAAAUACUUACACCAACUUGCUUCCUCGUCCUAUGAGCAAUGGCACCAUCAUGGAUCCAAUGAGGCAAGAUGGUAGUGGCAACACCCAGCCUCUUAAAAAUCUUCAAAAUCCUUAUUCAAACAACGGAAUGGCCCCCGAAGGCCACUUUUCAACUUUGGCUGACUGGAUCAAAGCAACUCAGCAAAGCGACUAAAAGAAGUGACAUUUUUGAUGUCAAGUAAUAAACAGAAGCAGCGCCAAGGAAUACAUUGGUCUUGUUUAGCCUUGCAAAGCCAGAUAUUUUGCUUCACCCAUUCUGGCCCAGUAAGGCUCAGUGGGUAUUUGCUUGGGUUAUUACAUCAGUGGGCUUAAGAGCAAAAUUAUUGGCAGCCAAUUGGAUCCAUAACCAGACAAAGGCAUUGUUUCUAGGUGGUACAAUUGAUUACAGACUACUUACAGACUAGACACCAAGAAUGCUUCCUACACCUGAUUGGCCAAACAUGGCUGUCAUUGGUCUUUGCUUCCCAUUAUUAAUCUGGAAAAUCUGGACACCUUCUCCUGAAAAUUAUCAAUCAAAUUUGAUUUCUUAGAUUAGAUUUGAGAUAAGAAAUAGACCAUGUAGUUUCAGAACUUUGCCGCAUUUUAUAUCAAGGAUGCCUUGUUCAAAGCCCCAGUUUACAAUUGGUUUAAGGUGCGAUUCUAUACAGGUUCCACCCCAACCUGUAACCUCUAAAAUGUUGGGGUGUUUGAAGAGAUGCCAAGUUGCGUGGUCGUUCUAAUCGCCCUAAUUCACUAAUUGGUUUGGCCUACAGCUGCUGGUAUUAUGGACCUCAGUGGAUAUUCUCUAGACUAGUCAAUAAAACUGAGCUCACAUGAGUUCAACUGGCUUCUGCAAGGCUAAGACCUGUAUGUGGGUGAACCAUGCCUUAGGUUGUAAUGAUGACCUCAUCAAACGACAUGCUGAUGGUUUCCAAGCCAAAGUUAGAUUUCCGAAGAAAUGAAUGUACUACUUUCUUUCUUUGUCUUUCUCGGGUGAAGUUGGAUUCACUGUCAACAUACUGUAUAAUAAUCAAUGUUUUGUUGGGGUGUUUGACCUUGAAAAAAAUGGGGGUAAAUGGAUGUUAGGGAUUUUGAAAGUACAGCAGAAAAAAAUGGCUUAUUAUCACGGGUUUACUUUUUAUUGCUUUGUAAAGGAUUCUUACAUAUUAUACUGUUUUAUUGUUUUUUUAGCAGAAUAUUUGCUGUUAAGUGCACUCUGUACAUACAUGUUAGCCAUAGUUGAGAGUGAAAGCAAUAACCAUGCUGAAACGCUCAAGAACUGGCAAGGUACUGAAAUUUCCAUUGAGGAAGUGGGAGGAAGCACAUUCAGUGUUGUCUUUCCUUUGUAAUGACUGUGUCAUAGUAGUGAUCACAUGUGUUAUUCAGAUACCAGAUGUUUUCUAGAUAUAGAUGUCAAUUUUGUGUUUUAUUCAUUCAACUGAGCCUCUUACCAGUAGCUUCACAGAGUGCCUUGCUCGAGGACAUUGUGAUAGUACACAUGGCUGAUAAUGAACAAACACUGGCUCUUGUGUGGGUUUCAAAUCUAUGACCUGGAAGCAGCCUGCAGGGCUCUGUCACCUCUAGGCUAGCUCAUCUGAGCAUGUUAUUUUUUUACUUGUAUGCUUUCCAGAAGCUUUUUGGUUUUAAAUGAAAUUAAAUAUUUUGAUAACUACUUUGUAAGAUUUGAUAUUUUUGGAUUUUUCUACGGAAUCAGUUCUUAAUAAACAGAGUUGGUCUUA
Molecule: messenger RNA, 3621 nt
Organism: Siniperca chuatsi (mandarin fish)
Lineage: Eukaryota; Metazoa; Chordata; Actinopteri; Centrarchiformes; Sinipercidae
Gene: rel
Product: v-rel avian reticuloendotheliosis viral oncogene homolog
Exons: 11
Coding region: 111-2057 (648 amino acids)
Biological process (GO): innate immune response; canonical NF-kappaB signal transduction; non-canonical NF-kappaB signal transduction
Cellular component (GO): cytoplasm
Molecular function (GO): RNA polymerase II cis-regulatory region sequence-specific DNA binding; DNA-binding transcription factor activity, RNA polymerase II-specific
Source: RefSeq, a predicted model, not a curated record